This is a messenger RNA of Myripristis murdjan (pinecone soldierfish), 1887 nucleotides long. RefSeq names its product myristoylated alanine-rich protein kinase C substrate b (gene marcksb). NCBI's taxonomy places the organism in Eukaryota, Metazoa, Chordata, Actinopteri, Holocentriformes, Holocentridae. Gene Ontology annotation, molecular function: calmodulin binding; actin filament binding. The record is from RefSeq and is a predicted model, not a curated record. The coding region runs from base 294 to 938 and encodes 214 amino acids. Gene Ontology annotation, cellular component: actin filament bundle; plasma membrane; cytoplasm. The transcript is spliced from 2 exons. Gene Ontology annotation, biological process: central nervous system development; actin filament organization.
CCAUUCAUCAGUGGACUUGGGCGUUGUACUCCGCAUCUCAUUUGCGGCGGGGCCAAUUUCUCCAUUUACAAAUUCUGCACGAGAAAAAAUUGAAAGAAUUCGCGUUUCUUUGCUUACAUCUUGUGCUAUUUUGCGAGUUCUCGCCCGUGCCGUGCGGUAAUCUUGGUUUCGCGCUGAUUCCUCGGCUUCGCUUUGAGAGGGAGCCCUCAGCCUUUGACUUGAAUUUUAGAGGGAGGCUUGCGGUCUUUGUUCAUUCAUUUGAUCGGUUGGGUUCCUUUGUUGGACCAAAAAGCAUGGGAGCACAAAUCUCCAAAACCGCUGGAAAAGAAGAAGUGGCUGCAGAGAAGGCAGCAGAAGGCGCGGCAGUUGCAGCCAAGUCAAACGGACAGGAAAAUGGCCAUGCCAAAACCAAUGGGGAUGCCUCUCCAGCUGCAGAGGAGGCCAACAAAGCAGAUGUCCAGGCCAAUGGCAGCACUCCUGCCGAGGAGGCAGUGGAGAAAGUAGAGGCUGCUGAGACCAAUGGUGAAAAAGAACCAGCCGCCACAAAUGGAGAGGCUUCUGCCAAGCCAGAGGAAGGCACUCCCUCCACCAGCGAGGACAGCAAACAGAAGAAAAAGCGCUUCUCCUUCAAGAAACCCUCCUUCAAGCUCAGUGGCUUCUCCUUCAAGAAGACCAAGAAAGAAUCCGAAGAGGCAGCAGAAGAGGGAGCGGCAGCCCCGGCUGAAGGAGAGAAAGCUGCCUCAGAGGAGGCCACCACCGAGGAGGCCAAGCCGGCUGAAGCCAGCGAGGAGGAGGGAGCCAAGGAGGCCCCAGCCGAGGAGCCAAAGGCGGAGGAGGUGAAGGCAGAGGGAGAGGCUGCAGAGGAGAAACCUGCCGAAGCUUCGCCCGCUGAACCUGAGACGGCAACCAGUCCAGAGGCUCCAGCCGCUGCUGAGUAAAUCCUGCUGAACAAGACACCGGAACGAAGGAGCAGAAGGAACCUGUCUGAAGGAAUGCGAGGACUUGUCUAAAACCAGGGAUUUUUGUUUAUUUUUUGUUUGUGUUUGUUUACUGUUCUACAACCAUUUCAUCCAUAAUGACUGCAAUGUCCUUGGCAGUGAUGGACAGAAGGUGCACUGGAGAGGGUACUGCUUCCUCACUGCUCAUUGGUGUUUGCAUUUGUGACGUGGGUGAGUGUGCGAAUGAGAGUGUGAAUGUUUUCUACAUGAAACCAUGACUGUGUUGACAGGUUGGUGAAUUUGACCUAUUUAAUUGAAGUAUUUGGUGCUGGGCAAUUGGAUGUAGCAGCUAAAGCUGUGUCUGCAAGAAUGACACAUUGUGAUAUUUAAAGGGAAAAUCCUCAACCAAGUCUUAAAUGUUGUCUUUGCAGUGCAGUUGUUUACAACUCAAGCUCAACGCUCCUGUGGACACAAAUACCAUUCCUGAAUGAACUAGUUUUAGUUAAUUGUCAAAACAAUAGGUGCUCAUCACUUUCCAUUAGAUUCCACCAUUUCCAGACUCUGUAGUAAUGCACGUUGUAUAGACUUUGAUAUUACUGGUUUUAUGACUGAGAUGUACCUAAAUGACUGAAGUUUUUAACAGAUGACCCAUUGUAAAUGAAGUUUCCUUGUUUUUCACCAUUUGUAAGAUUGAAUAAAAUUGGGAGAUGUUUUAAGCAAAUCUUGCAUCAAGCUGUGAUGACUAUAAUACAACUUUUAAACUGUGCAUUGAUCAGACUAAAAAGCACACAGGAAUUGGUUAGGGGUACAAUCUUCAAACACUGUCCUGUUUUUGUAUAUAAUGAGGCUUCACUUUACACAAGAUGGAAUGUAACUGCCUUUUAAAAUGGUAUUAAGGUGUGCGGUUUAUUUUCCGUGAGCACUGUGAAAGAAUAAAGGAAUAAAGCGG